This is a messenger RNA of Mycena citricolor, 294 nucleotides long. NCBI's taxonomy places the organism in Eukaryota, Fungi, Basidiomycota, Agaricomycetes, Agaricales, Mycenaceae. The record is from the annotation of a GenBank genome assembly.
CUGGCAGGUCCGGGGGUAUGGCGCAUCCGGUAUCACUAUCAAGGAACGUCGACGGGAGGAAAUUGGAUCGCCUGUCUUCUGCGCACGCGAGGCUCGGCAGCGCAGAGCUCAGAAAUCACGGAGGUGAUCGUCAAUACGCCCCGGCCCCCGGGUGCACAGCGGCCGUGUAGGCAGCGACGUGUGUCUCGGCAAGUCGAGCAGCGACAUGGUGCUUGGUUCCAAGGAGGAGACACCUGUGAUUUGACCGUGUUGAAAGUAAGUAGGACACCUCAGCAGCGGUCAGGGACAAUCUGG